AUUAGUCAUGAAUUCAGAACCCUGAAAAUAUCAAUUUCAUAGGGAUUUUAAGAUCUCUAAUUGUGAGAGUGGUCUUUUUAUAGUUAUACACGUUAUUUUUGUAAAUUUUUGCUGAUUUUUAAUCCUUUUUCUUUAAAGUUAACGAUUUUUUUGUUUUAAAAAACAAUCUUAAUUUAGUGUAAAGAAAAAUCUUCAUCAAACGCAGUUGAUCGUGUUAUUUUUUGUCAAGAUCAUCGCCUUUUAACAAUAUCUGCAGAUCCUGUCUUUCUUGUUUUCUUUUGGACAAGUUAUAAUCAAACCCUAAAUGGAAGCAAUUUUUGCAGCAGCAGAUCACCAUCAUCAUCAAUCAAUCUCUCCUUACAAGCAGCAAAUCAAGAACCCAUCGAAGAGAAACAAUAAUAUUUCUCGAGGUUUCAUUUCAAGAUCCGCUGAGAAUUCACCUCCGCCAAUCAACAACAGCAUCUAUGGAGGCGUUUUAUUUUCUGCUCCGCCGUCUCUUUCUAAUUUCUCACCCUAUUAUCCGUUAGGGCUUUAUCCAAACCCACAGCAAAAUUUUCAUCAUAAACAACCGCCUCUUCUUCCUCUUCCCAUCUCAAGAUCUCACAGCUCGCUUCCGUCUCCAACCCGAAACGUUUCUUACUCUCCAAAUAGAAAAACAAACCGUCCCAAAUAUCAGUCUCUCCCUUUAAAUAAACCGAAACAGCCUCCCAUGAUCACCGAAUUAAAACGAGAUUUAAAACCAUCUACCAAUAAAAUUUCUUCCACUACUGUUCCAUUAGGACCAAACCCUAAUAUGUUAUCCAAAAAUGUUUCUAAAGGUGUUGAUAUUAAUAAUAAUCUUGGUGUCAGAGAUUGGGAUCAGUUUACAGGCUCUUCAGUUUAUACAAUAUCUCCACCACCCAGUAGCUUACCUAUGCCUAAGUUUUCAGUCAGGCCAAAAACUCUCAGUUGCACUGCAGAAGCUGCCGCGACAGACGCCGGAGCAACUGACAAUCUCAGGCGACUUCUACGACUCCGUUCAAUUAAUUGAAUAACUUCAGUUGAUAAUAUGAAGGAUCCUGUGUGAAUAUUAAUGGUGGAAAGUCGGUUGGCUCGUAAUGUCUUUAACUUUUUUUUCUUGUUUUUAGUGAGUGAGUGGAGAUUAAGUUGGUGAACACUUUACCUGUGAUUUUUUGAGUUAGGGGGUGCACAAAUUAGCCAACUUCAAAGCAGAUUAAAGAAUUAUUCUGCUGGUCCAUCUUUUGAUAAUUUCUUCAGUUUCUUGUUUUUUUUCUACGUUGAUUUUAAAUAAAUAUAGUAAGGUUUUCUCAA
Messenger RNA from Mercurialis annua (annual mercury), 1311 nucleotides. RefSeq lists its product as uncharacterized. The coding region runs from base 305 to 1030 and encodes 241 amino acids. The record is from RefSeq and is a predicted model, not a curated record. The transcript has a single exon. NCBI's taxonomy places the organism in Eukaryota, Viridiplantae, Streptophyta, Magnoliopsida, Malpighiales, Euphorbiaceae.